AUGUACCUUCUAACGGUCUCAAAGUCCGAUCUUUUCUGGCUGUCGUACUUGUUGGGUUUCUGUGCAGACCCUACAGCGUAUCUUUACUUUAUUGAAUACACUCUGCGUCAGUUCUGCUGUGCGAAUGAUACUCGGGGGUUUCGUGAAGGCAGCGACAAUGAAGAGGGUUGCCCUUCUGGCGUGGAGUCUCUUCCUGUACUUGAUCAACACACUCUAUCCUAUACUGCUACGGCUACAACAGUCUCGUCGACGUCAGCGGCAGUCACGAACAACGCGAAUACCGAUACUUCUCACUCCAACACUGAGGCAAUUGCGGGUGGUGUGGGUAGUGGUAUAGCUGGCGCCGCUAUCCUGAUUGCGCUGGCUUGGUACUUAUCACGUCGCCGAAAGAAGAAGAACUCCGAAGAUGACCAAUGUAUCCAACGAGCACCGGUCCCUGUAUCGGAGCUGAGUGAUAGAUAG
Molecule: messenger RNA, 462 nt
Organism: Penicillium robsamsonii
Lineage: Eukaryota; Fungi; Ascomycota; Eurotiomycetes; Eurotiales; Aspergillaceae
Exons: 3
Coding region: 1-462 (153 amino acids)
Source: RefSeq, a predicted model, not a curated record